GGUCGGAUGGGGGAAGGGCCCAAACCGUGCAUGAGACCGACAAAACUUGCUUAUGGCUCUCUCCGUCGAUGGGGAACUGUGACAGGACUCAAAAGGAAAAGGGAUCUUUCUGCUCACGACUGAAGAGCACGUACACUGUUGGGACCACAAUGAUAUAAUCACGAAAAAGGGGAAGACGGGAGGACAGCCGAAGUUGGACCGGCGGAGAUGAGCGGGGCCGUGAUUGCGGCGAUAUACCGAGGUGUUGUUCUGCUAUUGUUGCGCUGCUCGCGUGUUCCAGUUGGAUUUUGAGACGGUACCCCUGUCUCUGUCUAGCCCCGGGCUGUGGAGAUUGUUCUGAAAGGAAAAGGACAACAAACGGGGGAAGUGAACAUGGCUGGGACCUCGGGCUUCUUUUCCAACGGACCCAUUCCGUGGAUUGAGAGUGACACCGAGAUGAACAAUCUUUACCGGGAUCUGGAGUUGGGGACCGUGUUGACUCUGUUUUACUCCAAAAAGUCCCAGCGACCUGAGAGAAGGACAUUUCAGGUCAAACUUGAGACGAGGACAAUUAUCUGGACCCGAGGCACGGAUAAAAUAGAGGGAGAAAUUGAUAUCCGAGAGAUAAAGGAGAUCCGAGCGGGCCAGAAGUCUCGGGACUUUGAGCGCUAUGUGGAGGACUCUACAGCACGGUUAGACCAGGCUCACUGCUUCGUCAUCCUACACGGCACUGAGUUCCGCCUCAAAGCACUCAGCCUAGCAGCGACUUCUGAUGAGGAGAUGACCAUGUGGGUGAAGGGGCUGACCUGGCUGGUGGCAGACACACUCAAAUCCCCCACCCCUCUACAGAUAGAGAGGUGGUUACGGAAGCAGUUUUAUGCCAUAGAUCGCAACAGAGAAGACAAGAUAUCCUGUAAGGAUCUGAAGAGCAUGCUGUGCCAGGUUAACUACAGGGUUCCCAACAUGAGGUUCCUCAGAGAGAAACUUCCGGACUCUGAGUUGAGGAAUGGAGACGUGUCCUUUAGCCAGUUUUCCCAACUCUAUCGCAGCCUGAUGUUUGACGCCCAGAAAGCUAUGGAGAUUCCUUUUCUACAGAGGUUCAUUGAGAGACCAGAGCAGAAGAUCUCACUAGAAGACUUCAAGACCUUCCUUCUGGAGGCCCAGAAGGAGCUGUGGGCCACCGACAACAGUAAGGUGCAGGAGUUUAUGUUUGGGUAUCUGAAGGACCCACUGAGGGAGGUGGAACAACCCUUCUUCCACCAAGAUGAGUUCCUGACGUACCUGUUUUCCAAAGAAAACACAGUCUGGGACUCAGCCCUGGACCAGGUGUGUCCUGAAGACAUGAACAACCCCCUGUCUCAUUACUGGAUAUCCUCAUCUCAUAACACCUACCUGACAGGUGACCAGUUUUCUAGUGAGUCGUCCCUGGAAGCGUACUCGCGCUGUCUGAGGAUGGGCUGCCGCUGCAUCGAGUUGGACUGCUGGGAUGGUCCAGAUGGAAUGCCUGUCAUCUACCACGGACACACCCUCACCACCAAGAUCAAGUUCUGUGAUGUCCUGGCGACCAUCAAGGAACACGCCUUUGUGACGUCUGACUACCCCAUCAUCCUGUCCAUAGAGGACCACUGCAGCAUUGUCCAGCAGAGGAACAUGGCUACCUACUUUAAGAAGGUCUUUGGAGACAUGCUUCUUACCAAGGCUGUGGACAUCUCCGCCGACGGACUGCCCUCACCCAAUCAGCUUAAGAGGAAGAUCCUCAUCAAGCAUAAAAAGCUAGCGGAGGGCAGUGCCUAUGAGGAGGUGUCCACCUCCACUCCCUACUCUGAGAAUGACAUCAGCAACUCCAUCAAGAAUGGCAUUCUCUUUCUGGAGGACCCCAUCAACCAUGAGUGGUACCCUCACUUCUUUGUCCUGACCAGCAGUAAGAUCUACUACUCAGAGGAGACGUCUAACAACCAAGGCAACGAGGAUGAGGAGGAGCACAGAGAGGUCUCUAACGGUAUGGACCAACAUAUAGCAGAGAAGUGGUUCCAUGGGAAGCUGGGUGCUGGUCGGGACGGGAGGCAGAUAGCUGAGCGGCUGCUGUCAGAGUACUGUCUGGAGACGGGCGCUCCCGACGGGUCCUUCCUGGUCCGGGAGAGUGAGACGUUUGUAGGAGACUACACUUUGUCCUUCUGGCGUUCAGGCCGGGUGCAGCACUGUCGUAUCCACUCUCGCCAGGAGGCGGGCAGCCCCAAGUUCUACCUGACAGACAACCUGGUGUUUGACACGCUAUUCGCCCUCAUCACCCACUACCAGCAGGUGGCGCUGCGCUGCAACGAGUUUGAGAUGAAGCUGACUGAGCCUGUGCCCCAGACCAACGCCCACGAGAGCAAAGAAUGGUACCAUGCCAACCUGUCUCGGAGCCACGCAGAGAACAUGCUGAUGAGGGUUCCACGUGACGGGGCGUUCCUUGUCAGGAAAAGGGCCGAGCUAAGCUCCUUCGCCAUCUCCUUCAGGGCAGAGGGGAAGAUCAAGCACUGCAGGGUGCAGCAGGAGGGUCAGACGGUGGUGUUGGGGACGUCGGAGUUCGACAGCCUGGUGGAUCUCAUCAGCUACUACGAGAAACACCCCUUGUACCGUAAAAUGAAGCUCCGCUACCCCAUCAAUGAGGAGACACUGGAGAAGAUAGGCACCGCUGAGCCAGAUUACGGGUCUCUGUAUGAGGGGCGGAACCCUGGGUUCUAUGUAGAAGCCAAUCAGAUGCCCACCUUCAAGUGCACAGUGAAGGCCAUGUAUGAGUACAAGGCCCAGAGGGAUGAUGAGCUGUCCUUCAGUAAGAACACCAUCAUCCAGAACGUGGACAAACAGGAAGGAGGCUGGUGGAAGGGGGACUGUGGUGGGAAGAAGCAGCUGUGGUUUCCUGCUAACUACGUAGAGGAGAUCAGUCCUUCAGCUGUGGAGCCAGACAGAUCACAGCUGACAGAGAACAGUCCUCUGGGAGACCUGCUGAGAGGAAGUGUAGACGUGUCUUCCUGUCAGAUUGUGGUGCGGCCUGAUGGUAAGGGAAGCAGGCUGCAUGUGUUCUCCCUCCUCCCGGCUGCCUCUCCCAGGGCAGGACAGGUCCUGGACAUCGCUGCCAACACCCAGGAGGAGCUCAAGGAGUGGGUCAUCAAGAUCAGAGAGGUCACCAUGACAUCAGAGGCCAAGCUGGAGGAGGGGAAGAUGAUGGAGAGGAGGAAGAAGAUUGCUCUGGAGCUGUCUGACCUGGUCAUCUACUGUAGACCUGUACCCUUCGACGAGGACAAGAUUGGGACAGAGCGGGCGUGUUUCCGGGACAUGUCGUCGUUCCCGGAGACCAAGGCAGAGAAGUAUGUGAACCGGAUCAAGGGGAAGAGGUUCCUGCAGUACAACCGGCUGCAGCUGUCCCGUAUCUACCCCCGUGGACAGAGGCUGGACUCCUCCAACUACGACCCUCUGCCCAUGUGGCUCUGUGGAUCCCAACUGGUCGCACUGAAUUUCCAGACCGCAGACAAACCCAUGCAGAUGAACCAGGCUCUGUUCAUGUUGAACGGGAGGAGUGGCUACGUCCUCCAGCCACCAAUCAUGAGAGACGACAACUUUGACCCCUUCGACCGACACACACUGAGGGGCCUGGAGUCGGUCACCCUACAGAUAGAGGUGUUGGGUGCUCGUCACCUGCCUAAACAUGGUCGUGGCAUUGUUUGCCCGCUGAUUGAGAUCGAGGUGUGUGGCGCAGAAUACGACAGUGCCAAGCAGAAGACCGACUCAGAGGCGGAUAACGGUCUGAACCCGACGUGGCCUCGGAAGCCCUUCCAGUUCACUGUGUGUAACUCUGCCUUUGCCUUCCUGCGCUUUGUGGUGUACGAGAUUGACAUGUUCAGUGACCAGAACUUCCUGGCCCAGGCCAGCUUCCCCAUCAACAGCCUCAAGACAGGUUACCGGUCGGUCCCUCUGAAGAACAGCUGUAAUGAGGAUCUGGAGCUGGCCUCUCUGCUGGUGCACAUGGACAUCACCCGGGGCAGGGCUGAGAAUGGGGAGGUGCUGAGCCCGUUCCUGCCGGUAGGAGGUGCCUCUGCAGCGGUGGUUACCCAGACAGGGCGUGAGCGUCUGGGGGAGACAGGCUCCACGUCCUCAGCCUCCUCCAUGUCCCCUCUGCCCCAGUCCCCAGCAACCCCAACCCAGGCUCAGACACAGGCCUACAGAGGCAGGGAGGGCUCCUUCGAGGCCCGCUACCAGACGCCUCUGGAUGACUUCAGAGUAUCACAGGAGGCUCUGCUGGACCUGGACCCUCAGAACAGGAGGUAUGUGUAAGGGAUGAUGCGCAGGACCAGAGUGGGCGGAGAGAACCGCAUUUAGGCCGGACCAAUCAGGGCGCAUUCCAAAUCCCCCCCCAGCUCCUCCCCGUACCGAUGAUGUCACUGACUGCUGUGAACACUGUUUCUAUGGAAACGCCCACCACCGCUUUGGCCUACAUUUCAGGCAGCUCUCCCUUGCUCUGCACUCUUUCUCUCCUCUGUGUCCCCCUCUUGGAGUGAGUGAGUGGGAGGAGGGGAGCGAGAAGACAAAGACAACAACAUGAAAAAAAAUAAGCAAAGAAGUUUCAGCCCUCGGCUAAGAUGUCGGGAGAUGGGGAAUAUUGACGCGCUCGAUUCGAGCGCAAAAGUUUGCAAGGGGAAAGAAGAAUGGAAGAGGGGAGGGAGGGAGCUGUGAAGGUGUCAGUUGGAAACUGUUUUCCAGGUUAGGUUAUGAUUUUUCUCUUCUCUCUGGCGUAUAUGAGUAUAUAUAUUUAUUCCUGCUGUGCUGUUGGCCAGACAACGGCAGCAGCCAACCUGCUCUCAAAGAGCUUCUGUCUCCAUGUUUUUUUUUUAUUAUUUAAACUUUUAAACGUGAUUUUUAUUUUUUUAUUUUUUAUGUGUAAAACACGAGGGCUCUCUGUGGAGUAACUCAAGCCUUUACACACACACACACACACACACACACACAGGCUUUUCUUACUUUGCCAAACAUGCAUUCUGAAAACGACGGGUCAUCCCGUUGCCUGCCUUGUGACGUAAAAGCAGUUGCUCUUAACAGUCUCUAACAGUAGAAACACUCACACUCUUACCCCGUAUACACCAAGCUGAAGAGUUACAGAUUCUGUCAUAGAAAUAUAAAGGUCAUUUCCGAUUGAGCCGACAAAUGCAACGUUUACUGUGAAUGCUGUCUCUGCUAAAGCGGGAACAUUGCCUUUAAAUUUCAAUAACGCUGUAAAACUGAACUUCCACGAUGCGGCUUGAAUAGAGCCCUCAGUCUACAUCCCAAAUUACACC
Messenger RNA from Coregonus clupeaformis (lake whitefish), 5291 nucleotides. RefSeq names its product phospholipase C, gamma 1 (gene plcg1). Lineage: Eukaryota; Metazoa; Chordata; Actinopteri; Salmoniformes; Salmonidae. The record is from RefSeq and is a predicted model, not a curated record. Gene Ontology annotation, biological process: positive regulation of epithelial cell migration; phospholipid catabolic process; phosphatidylinositol-mediated signaling. Gene Ontology annotation, molecular function: protein binding; phosphatidylinositol-4,5-bisphosphate phospholipase C activity. Bases 373 to 4293 code for a protein of 1306 amino acids. The transcript is spliced from 33 exons.